Anarrhichthys ocellatus (wolf-eel) is the source of this 1054-nucleotide messenger RNA. RefSeq lists its product as uncharacterized. NCBI's taxonomy places the organism in Eukaryota, Metazoa, Chordata, Actinopteri, Perciformes, Anarhichadidae. The record is from RefSeq and is a predicted model, not a curated record. The transcript has 7 exons. The coding region runs from base 115 to 984 and encodes 289 amino acids.
GUGACAGUCGUCCAUCUCUCUGACUGACCAGACCAACGUCUUUUCAAACCAGUCGCCCGCAACUAACAGUGGUCGGUCUAAGAUAAUGAAGUAGAUGGGCCUACACUUCUCCAGAUGUCUGAAAGAAUGAGUGAGCGAAUCUUUCCAAAAAUGAAAGACCAAGUGAAGUUCCUGUCUGCUUUAGCGCAGCUGAAAGUCAGUGAAAGCGAAGCCCCUGUGAGUCAGAGAGCCCUAGCAGCCCAACCAAUGAUCAACUGCCAAGUCCGGUUUCCUCCAACAGUCUUCACGGCACUGACCAACAAGGAUGCAGCUCUGUUUGACCAUUUGAGCCAAGACACAAUGUAUCCGUCUCAUAUUCAGUAUGAGCAGCUCUUUAAGUCUGUCCUGCUCAACUUCCCUUUUCUGAAGGAAAGUUAUGGAUCUGGAUAUCAAACAGAUGCAAUGGAUGCUGGGGACGACGAAAGAAGUACGAGCCACCAUAUUGCAACAAUGAAGCAGGCGUGCCAAAAGAUGAGGCCUAACUUGGUCAUCAUUCGCCAAUGCCUCCAGAGAGUACAGAAGACACUAUAUUCAACAACACUCUCCUGCAGAGGUCUUGAAAGAAUUCACCUGCUUCUCUAUUCCAAUCUUGGCCUGUUGGUGAAUGCAGCCAUACUCCUCCUACCAUCGGUCUUCAAAGGAAAUGCAUCACAGCUCUUUGCAAUAGAUAAGGAACCACUAAGCCCGACACCCACAAUUGUCCUGAGCAGCAGCGAUGGCAAGCCCCUGAGUGACGGCACAGAUGUUUUUGUAGCAGUGGAUGGACAAAAAAUGAUGGUGGACAAUGAAGACGCAGACGGUUCAUUGUCCAUGGGUGUUGUGUUGGCCCUCUGUCAUCUGAAAAAAACGUCUUUUGGAGGCUUUUUGGAGGCAUUUAUCCUGAAGCUGGACACACGGGUACCUGUAGCUGUGCAGAGAGAGGCAAAUGCUCUGAACAUUUCUUAGAUAGGACACUGCAGCACAUGGAUUACAUUGUAUAGAGUUGAUUUCUGACAAUAAAGUGAAGUGCAGUACA